Messenger RNA from Delphinapterus leucas (beluga whale), 4991 nucleotides. RefSeq names its product S100P binding protein (gene S100PBP). The record is from RefSeq and is a predicted model, not a curated record. Gene Ontology annotation, molecular function: calcium-dependent protein binding. Lineage: Eukaryota; Metazoa; Chordata; Mammalia; Artiodactyla; Monodontidae.
AGUAUGGAGUCCUAACCACUGGACCACCAGGGAAUUCCCUCUUUCUAUAGUACUUUAUUGUCCAUAGCAUUUUGUAUUUUCUCAUAUUGGUACGUAACUUUCAGUUUUGUCUCUGUAGGAAGAUUAUACAUUCCUUGAGGGUGGAAAUCAUAUCUUUAUUUCUUAGAAAUCUUAUAGAGACAAAUUAUCUAGCUCAGUGCUGUGUGAGGAUAGUAGCUCAGAAAAUGUUUCCUGAAAGAGUGCAUGAACCAAAACUAAAAUUCAGGGAGGGAAGUGGGUUGGGGGAGAAUUCACAGUUAAAAGGCUACAAGAAUUUUCCAAAUUAUUGAGUUUGGUGAUUGUUUCUUAUAGCUUCUUAGCUGUUGACAUGUGAUAUGUAAAUAUCAGCUUUCUAUCACCUUUGCCAUCUAGAAAAUAGAGAUUAGGUCCGUCAUUAGCUAUUUAAGAACUAGGUUUUAAUUAUACAAGUAAUAUAUAAAUAUUCAAGUAAAAAAGUAAAAUACUAAAGUCUCCCCUUGUCCUCUCAGGAUUCCCCCGCAGGUUAUGACAGUCAUCAAUUUUGCGUUGUAUUUUUCCAGACCUGUUCUUUGUGUUUAUAUAUGUAUUGAAAAUGUAUGAUCAUAAUUAUAUAUGUAUAUAUGUAUGGUCAUAACACAUAUAUUGUAUGUAUUAUGUAUGGUCAUAAUUAUAGCUUUUAUAUGUAUGGUCAUAAUAAUAACUUUUAGAUCUUGGGGGAAUCUUAGACAUCACCUAAUCCCUGUUCUCCAUCCCUUCCCUAUUUUGUAAAUGAGGAAACAAGUCCCUGGUUAAGUGGCUUGCCCAAAUUAUCACAGCUGGUUAUUGACAGAACCAGGACAACAACCCAGGUCUUUGGACUCAAGACAGUACUCAUCUUACUAGAGCAAAUGAUAUUCUUAAGAAAGUAUAAAUUGUUGGGAGGAGGAAAAUUAGUUCCUUAGUUGCAUAAUUUUUCCUCUAAAGAUUUUUCUUUGAUGUUCUUGACUCGAAAUCCAACUUUGUGGUAUUUAAAAAAAAUCAAGAUCAAAAUUAAUAGAUGGAGCACCUUAAAGCAUAAUGCAGUUGACUUUGUAAUUAGCAGAGUUGAAAGUGAUGAGAAGAUCCUCUAAUUUUCUUUGUGCCUGCAGGAAGGUGGGAGUCAGUCAUUUUGACAACUCUCCUGAAAAGAACAGCUAGCAGGAGCUGAACCCUUUUUCCAUUUGGUCUCGUGGCAAAGGCAGAGAUCACACCAGCAGCUCCACACAAUAUGCCGUGCUCACUAGUGCCCUCUGAACAGUCUUCUGGUACCUCUCUUUUGCCUGAAGACAAUGCCCCAUUUUCUUGGGAUUCCUUGGAUGAGGACGGAUUGGAUGACUCCUUGCUGGAGCUGUCUGAUGGGGAAGAUGAUGGCCAUUUCAGUUUCACAGAGGAAGAGAUUCAGGAACUCUUGAAGGAUGAUGACCUAUCAAAUGAGCACUUUUCUUGGGGAGGAGGCUUGCCUAACGAUGACAGCAGGAAUGUUGAGAAGGGAGGGAAAGGGAGUCAAAUUCCACUUGAUACUCCCCAAGAGAAAAAUUCAUUGUACAGCUUGGGACCAGAAGCUGAGACCACUAGCCUCUUCAAACUACCUCAACUAAAUACAUCAGUUGGUCAUGGACCAACUCCUACUAAACCAUUGAACAGACGCUUUGCACUAGAAAAGAAUCUUAUAAAAGUUACAGUUGCACCAUUUGAUCCAACAGUUUGUAAUGUUGUACUUGAUAAGGACAAGACUGAUACAUCCAAAGUUACUGAAAAACCCUCCUCCCUUGGAGAAGAGAUGAGAGAAGAUGGUCUUAGCCUAAAUGAGAGCACAAUUUGCACAGAAUCUGAAGGGAUCAGCUUCAGUAACUCUGCCUAUGAUGGGCCCCCACUCCCUUCUUCAAACAGUAACUUUCAACAAACUGUCUCUGAUAAAAAUAUGUCUGACAGUAAGAAACCUACACCUGUAUUCUCUCAGAUCUUGGACCAUUCAGAGACUCCUAAUACGGGGUCAGCCUGGAGAAAUGGAUCACAUAAAUCAAGUUUUGAAAUGAGGUUUCCGGUUGUUUCCAGUUCAUCAAACAAAGAUGUUCUUGACAAGGAUUCUGGGAAGCUGAAGGUCCAUGAAAAAAGACUAGGCAAAGUCAUUCCUGUUCUGCAAACCAAAACAAGGACUAAUAUUCCGACGUUUUCACCAUCAGAUCUAGAAAAGCAGAAGCAAAGUUAUCUCAGGAAUGUCAUUGCUCAUAUAGAAGACCCAGUGGACUCUAACCAAGGUACCUUGGGGGAGCUGUGUGCCUUGAUGGGUCAAGUUCAUCACAUGCAGAACCCCAAAUGGCAGCAUCCUUCGGACCUCACCAGGCGAAACUACGCCCGGUUCCGACAGAAGUCUCUGCAAAGAUACAGUCUGACUCAGUGGGUUGACCAGAACAUGCGAAGCCACCAUCGGUUCCAGCGUCUACCAGAUUUCCCGUACAGUCCAUUUGUCUCCUCCCAUCAGCAGUGAAGGUCCCUAUCCAGGGUCCUGUCCAGAGCAGCGUCUCAUCUUCUGCUGUUUUGUGCUUUGUAGAUUUUGAAAUUUAUUUUUCACAACAUUUUAAUUUAAAGAACUCGUCACCUUUAGGAAAUGCCCAUUGCUGACUUGAAAUUUUUUGUAUAAGGUCCUUCCUGUUUAUGUGUGUGUAUGCAUUUAAGCAGUGUUGAGUUGAUAAUAGUUUUAAUUUUUUAAUUUAAAUUGAAGGUGGCUGCCGCCUGAAAGCCGGCAUUAAGUCAAAACACCCAGAAUCAAGCAAAACACCCACCUCUAUGCAGAGGUGAAGUCUACUUCUGGUGCCCAAAAGAAAUCAUCUUUUAAUCUCCUAUGAGGAAGGGAUUCUUUAUCAGGCUGCAAGCCAGUGUUAAUUAUUGCUGAUGACUUAUAAAUGGAUACAAGUCACUUUUAACAACGCCUCUUACCUUUUUUAUUUGAAUCUCCGAAUACCUGUCAGUAUUUUAAAGUUGGUAAUCCAGGACAUCUGAAGUAGUUGAAAGGACAAAUUAGAAGUGUAAAUCUUUUCUUCUUUUUGUACCUACUAGCUGCCUUUAUGUUUUGGCUUUUUUUUUUUCAUUUUUCAUUAAAUUUAUUUUGCACAAUAGUGUUUACAAAUCGUGUACAUCUUAACUCUAACAGAAGACUGGUGACUAACAACCCCUGUUGAUUUGUGAUCUUGUGACUGUCUGCCUUCUCUGCCUUUCUUCAAGGAUAUUCCUUCUUUUUUCCCCAGUGAACUUAGGGCUCUACCGGCAUAUUCCUGUAUCCUGUUAGACAUAGAUAUGCCUCUUAAGAACAGCCUUACUGUGCUCUUUAUUGAAGAGCCACCCACCCAGAGUCUUGACUCUAGGACAGGCCAGAAAGCAGUGCUAUUGAGAGGUGUCAGUUGGUCUUCAGUUUCAUCUGCUGAACUCCAGUUCAAGUAUGAGUUGACGUGUUAGUGAGCUUCCAUCCUGUGGGAGAGACUUUGGAGAAGCUGUCUUUUGUCUCCAUUAUUAGUUAAUAAGAGGUGCCUUUUGAUCCAGCAUCUCCUUACUUGGUCAAACCUCUGAUGUACAGUUUUACAAAACUACUAAAGUGAAUCUAAAAUAGUUUUGAUUAAGCCUGUGCACAAAGCAUUUCCUGAUCUUAAGGGUAAUGCUAUAUGCAGCUAUCUUAACGGAUGUCUUAGGAGUUUGUUAUUCUCUUUACAGACAGCUCUAGACAUCUAUUGGGAGAUUUUGCGGUCUGGCAUUUGUGCUGUUGUUCACUCUGUGUGACGGUUGUACCUAGUUGCUAUAGCACAGCCUGUGAUACUGGGCUCAUUGCCUCUGUCUGGUUUUGUUGUUCCAUCAGCCCCAUCUUUGUAUGCAAGUAACCCAUCUUAAACAUCCUACCCUGCUUUAGAAACUGACUUGGGAGAAACUUGGUCAUAGUUACCAGUAAACUUAGAUGGAUAUCCCUAAGUGUUAACUAUUUCUAUCCAGUCAAGGAUUCUCUUUUCCUUCGACAUUUGGUUUAGAGUCUGGGACCAAAAUGCAAAGGAGAAGUUCUGUUCAAAGGCAAGAGUCAAAAUCUGUUAUUUCAGUUGGCAUUUCCUUUAUCAGUCACUUCUCCAGGUUUCCAUAAAUUAGUUUGAUGGAGUGGGACAAACAUCCACCUUUGGAACUAUAGCAUAGUUAGAAUUAAUUGUUGCUGGAAUAAUUAGCAUUGCAGCUGUCUUGUUCCCCACAGAUAACCAAGGAGUAAAGGGACAGCCUUUUGCUUAGGCAAAAGUCUAAGACUCAUGUUCUUGCCUCCCUGGUACAGGAGGGUUUAAGACUGAUGUGUAAUGGGAGCAUCGCCUUUGCCAAAUCAAAUGAGUGAUGGGUUAACGAGAAAAUGUGACAAUCACAUUUCCUCUUUGCUCAAAUAAUUCUGUUUUUCAAGCUUUAGCAGCUUAAUUAAAUCUGUUGGACUGGGGGAGGAGAGAACUGUUCCCUGGCGGUUAACAUGGUAUUCUUUAAGAAGAAAAACAAAGCCAAAGAAGACUCAUUAUCAGGCAUGUUCACCUUAAAGAUGGUAGUGGGUAGAAUCUGGAGUUUUAAUCUGUUUUUAAAAGCUACAUAUCUCACAUUUAGUGUUGGCCUCUAAGUCUAAUUUUCAUGUAGAAUUCUUGCCCUGUUUUAUUUACAUAAGCGUUGUGUGCAUUUAACUGCCUACCUAGCUUUCUUUAUCUGUGAUGACAUUCUCGCCACGGGGGUCUUGACAAUGCAGAGUAGGAAUGUGCUGUUUACAUAGUUUACUUGUAUAUAAAGAGCCUGAAAUAACCUUAGUUUUGCAUCUAAUGCAGGCCCCAAUUUACUUUGGUUGUUGUCAGGAUCAAUUAUGAAAGUGAAGUUUUGUGCCUCCUCUUUAUCAUGUAUUUCCCCUUGUAGCAGUUGUGUUUAAUGUCAUUACGAAGAAAUAAAAGUUCUUGUCGGUG